Molecule: messenger RNA, 2073 nt
Organism: Anneissia japonica
Lineage: Eukaryota; Metazoa; Echinodermata; Crinoidea; Comatulida; Comatulidae
Product: arylsulfatase B-like
Exons: 1
Coding region: 35-2023 (662 amino acids)
Source: RefSeq, a predicted model, not a curated record
UACACUCAGGUCGCGUCGGAAGAAGGACCGUGCGAUGUUGAAGCCGGGAGCUAAUAACGUACCUAGGUAUGAAUCCCUAAAGGAUGAAAGGAACUCUAAAGGGACUGAGAAAAUGAUUCGAUCUGGAGAUGUAAAUCGUCGGCUGAAAUGUAAUUCCCCCGUGCUGCUUUUUCUUGGACUACUCGUCUGUGUGCUUAUUCUUAUUUUACAUUUUAAUAUCCCUACCGACGAGAACAUAAGUGCUGAAACUAAAUCUGUGAAACAGUCAAAAUCUAAAUCAAAAAACAGUAAGCCACAUGUUGUGUUUCUUCUUGUUGACGACUUCGGUUUCAACGAUAUCGGGUACCAUGGAUCAAAGAUUAAAACUCCGGUCAUGGACACACUUGCGAAAGAUGGAGUUAUUUUGGAAAAUUAUUACGUUCAGCCCAAGUGCUCUCCGACAAGAAGUCAGUUAUUAUCAGGGCGUUAUCAAAUUCACACGGGUCUCCAGCAUGGUACCAUAAAACAUAACGUACCAAACUGCCUUCCUCUGGAUGAAGAAACGCUUCCACAGAGCUUAAAAAAACUUGGCUAUGCAACACAUAUGGUUGGCAAAUGGCACCUGGGAUUCUAUAGAAAAGCGUGCCUACCUACCAGGCGGGGUUUCGAUUCGUUCUUUGGAUUAUUACUCGGAAGCGGGGGCCACUGGUCACACGAAAGGGAUGGUGGAUAUGAUUUCAGAGUAAAUGAAAAUGUUGCUAAGCAGUACAAAAAUAAAUACUCAACGAUAUUGUUUGCUAAGCAAGCACGCAAAAUCAUUAUGUCCCACAAGCCGGAAAAGCCGCUUUUUCUGUACGUGCCAUUCCAAGCUGUACACACUCCUCUUGAGGUCCCAUCUCGCUACAGUUUACCAUACAAGAAUGUAUUUCAGGACAGAACACGACAAAUUUACGCCGGAAUGGUUACUUGUGUAGACGAGGCCAUUGGUAAUAUCACGAACGCUUUGAAAGAAAAGGGCAUAUAUCAGAAUUCUGUAAUCAUCUUGUCAACAGAUAACGGCGCACAGGUACACAGUAGUGGGGGAAGUAAUUGGCCACUGCGCGGAAUGAAGGGUACACUAUGGGAAGGGGGAAUUCGUGCAGUCGGAUUCGUGCACAGUCGCUUGAUUCCAAAGUCUGUACGCGGAACAGUAAACAGACAUUUAGCUCACGUUAGCGACUGGUUCCCGACUAUCGUCGAGGGCAUUGCUAAAGGAAAAUACAGAGGUGCAAAGCCUCUUGACGGUUAUAAUAUUUGGGAAAGCAUCAAGCAAAAUAAACCCUCUCCAAGGAAAGAAAUUCUCCAUAAUAUAGACUCACUUCGGGCACCAAUUCCACCCACAGGACGUUGGAACAAACGGAGCAUCCAAAAGAUAUUUGAUAUAAGCCAACGUGCAGCAAUAAGAUCAGGCCACUGGAAACUAAUUACAGGGACCAACAAUAGAUAUGGCUGGUACGCCCCACCAGGCGCUCAUCAAAAAUCUGUCAUUCCUGUACGCAACCCCGGUAAGGUACUCUGGUUAUUCAACAUCACAGCAGAUCCUUACGAGAAAAGGGACCUCUCAACUAAACACCCAGACGUGGUUAUAAAAUUGUUAACAAAGCUGGCUAAGUAUAACAAAACGGCAGUGCACGUUAAAUAUCCGCCCCCUGAUCCAGCUGCAGACCCAAGUAAACAUGGGGGUAUAUGGGAACCUUGGGCUAAACGGCCCCCAAAGGGCUUUAAGGGUAUCUACGGUCCAGUGUGUUCAAAAGGGCACUCGGCUUCAUGUAUUCAAUCAUUGAAAAACAUUGAUGAUCACUAUAAUCAGGUAGAGAAAGAAAAGGAAAUUGUUAAGCCUCAACCACUCAAAUUAAAGAUUAAAGAAACUCUACAGAAGGUAAAUCUUCCAAAUAAAAAACAUUCAUCAAAACCAAAACACUUACCGAAGAGAAAACCUCACAGGAAAAAUAUGCCUAAGCGUAAAAACAUUAGGAGAAAGAAAACUAUAACAAAAACUAAGUAAAAAAUAAUCUUACCCGAUGAGAUAAAAAACGUGAAUGCAUAUAUAUUAUA